AUGUCGUGCCGCAGAUCCCGGCGCCCGGAAUUUCUGGAACUCUGGGAAUUCAGGAAUGUUAUCCCACAGAUCCUGGCACCCGGCAUUUCUGGGAAUUCUGGGAAUUCAGGAAUGUCGUGCCGCAGAUCCUGGCGCCUGGAAUUUCUGGGAAUUCCGGGAAUUCAGGGAUGUCAUCCCACAGAUCCUGGCACCCGGAAUUUCUGGGAAUUCCGGGAAUUCAGGGAUGUUGUACUGCAGAUCCUGGCACCUGGAAUUUUGGGAAUUCUGGGAAUUGUGGAAUGUCUUCCCGCAGAUCCUGAUCCCGGCACCCGGAAUUUCCGGGAAUUCCGGGAACUCAGGAACGUCUUCCCGCAGAUCCUGGCGCUGGCGCGGCGGAGGGGCCGGAGGGUGAAGGUGGUGGGGGGCGGCCACUCCCCGUCCGACAUCGCCUGCACCGACGGCUUCCUCCUCCACCUGGGAGCCAUCAACAGGGUCCUGCAGGUGGACCCGGAGAAGCGGCAGGUGACGGUGGAAGGCGGGAUCCUCCUCUCGGAGCUCAACCGGGAGCUGGACAAGCACGGGCUGGCCCUGGAAAACCUUGGAAUCCUCCCGGUAAUCCUGGGACAAGGGUUUGGAAAAGGUGUCUCCAGGCAGGGAAUGAGCCCUGGAAUCCCGGGCUGGAGCCGCCGCAUCCCAAGGAAUUCCCUCCCCCGUGUCCAGGUGGUGGCCCUCACCCUCCUGUUGGCCUCGGGAGAGAUCCUGGAAUGCUCGGAGGCGGCGAAUCCCGAGGUUUUCCAGGCGGCCCGGCUGCACUUGGGCUGCCUGGGAAUCGUCCUGAGCGUCACCUUCCAGUGCGUCCCGGAAUUCCGGCUGCGCGAGGUGGCCUUUCCGUCCACCCUGCCCCAGGUGCUGGAGCAGCUGGAGGAGCACCUGGAGCGUUCCCAAUAUUUCCGCUUCCUGUGGUUCCCGCACAGCGACCACGUCCGGAUCAUCUACCAGGAUCCCACGGAUCAGCCUCCCUGCUCCUCCUCCAGCUGGAUUUGGGAUUACGCCGUGGGAUAUUACCUGCUGGAAUUCCUGCUCUGGAUCAGCACCUUCAUUCCCGCUCUGGUUCCUUGGAUCAACCGCUGCUUUUUCCGGCUCCUCUUCAGCUCCCGGGUGGAAAAGGUCGCCCGGAGCCACCGGAUCUUCAACUACGAGUGUCGCUUCCGGCAGCACGUCCAGGACUGGGCCAUUCCCAUGUAA
Molecule: messenger RNA, 1224 nt
Organism: Lepidothrix coronata (blue-crowned manakin)
Lineage: Eukaryota; Metazoa; Chordata; Aves; Passeriformes; Pipridae
Product: L-gulonolactone oxidase-like
Exons: 8
Coding region: 1-1224 (407 amino acids)
Cellular component (GO): membrane
Molecular function (GO): FAD binding; D-arabinono-1,4-lactone oxidase activity
Source: RefSeq, a predicted model, not a curated record